Oldenlandia corymbosa var. corymbosa is the source of this 579-nucleotide messenger RNA. Lineage: Eukaryota; Viridiplantae; Streptophyta; Magnoliopsida; Gentianales; Rubiaceae. The record is from the annotation of a GenBank genome assembly.
AAAAAAAAAAAAAAAACCCCUUUUUAAUUAACGCCCACUUAUAGAUGAUCAUAACCAUUCCCACAACAACCAAAGUUAUGGCUCCUCCUAACAUCUCCAACGGCAACCACCACCACUACCACCAGAGUAGCCAAAUUGCGAUAAAUUUGACGUCGUCCGGCGACGGUGGCAACGGCAAGUCGAGCUGUAGUGCUUUUCAAAUGCCGCUGCAUUACCCGAGAUUUAAGAAGGCUGAUUACGAGAAGAUGCCAGAAUCCCAACUGGACUGCCUUCUCAGAGAAUACGGGCUUCCGACCACAUCAAUCGGAGACCUUGAUCAGAAGCGGAAGUUCGCCAUGGGCGCUUUCCUCUGGCCCGAUGAGUAUUAAUUAGUAGUAAAUUGUUUUAGCCAAAGGAAGACACAAUCCAGAGUACGUCUGCGUAAGUACGUGCGCCCAUGAUAAUUUCUAUGUACUUCUCACUUUUCUCAGUUUAACUUUGUCUUAUAGUACUAUGUAUCAUGUACAUGUACUUCAUAUUAUUAUUAAUAAUAAUUUGUUCAAAUAUAUUGUUAUUUGCUUAGAGUAGUUUCAUCCAUGA